Polyodon spathula (Mississippi paddlefish) is the source of this 2094-nucleotide messenger RNA. RefSeq names its product ATP-dependent DNA helicase PIF1-like. The coding region runs from base 94 to 2019 and encodes 641 amino acids. The record is from RefSeq and is a predicted model, not a curated record. Gene Ontology annotation, biological process: telomere maintenance; DNA repair. Gene Ontology annotation, molecular function: DNA helicase activity. NCBI's taxonomy places the organism in Eukaryota, Metazoa, Chordata, Actinopteri, Acipenseriformes, Polyodontidae. The transcript has 13 exons.
UGAAAAUUGCAGCUCGUUUACUACACAGCUGCUCAAUCUGACUGCGGCUGAUUUUAAAGCUAAAUAAACCGAUCGUCAAAUCUACGGCUAGACAUGCUGCCCGGAACAGAGGCCGCUGAGAUCCAGUGUUGUGCCACAGUCGAGCAGCUGAACUCUGCUGGCCAGACUACCAAGCGACAGGCCAUCCGCCGCGCUCUCGUGACUCUUGGCCGCAAUGAGCUUCGAGAGAUGAUCCUGCGUGUGCAUGAUGGCAAAGUGCACCAGAGCUUCCUUCUGCGGGAAUUCCAGCUCUUCACCCGGUUUGCUCGGGAUGGCAAGAGCACCAUUAAGCUGGUCCCUGACAACAUCCAGGUCCUGAUCUCGGACUGCCCCCCAGACCGGCUCAACAUCUUCCUCAAGACCCUGUCCAUCAAGCACCAGGCCUUUAAGCAGGAAGGGAAGCCCCUGGGGGACCGGGCCAGGAUGCUUGCCGGCCUCCCUCGCAGCUUUGAAACAAUCAGCCCCUUGCAGCUGAAGGAUGUUCAGAAAGCGAAUGAGCUGCGAGGGAAGGUGAACGCAGACUCCCCAACUAAACACAAAGGGAUGAAGGAGAGAGCUGGCAACCGAGCAGGAAGCCUUCAGGUGAAGAGGCAAAGGACAGACUCUGACUCACACUGCCCUGUGAAGUCGCUCCAUCCUGCCAAGAAGCCAGCACUGGCGUUGCCGGUGGGCAGGAAGUUGUCGACGGAGCAGUCUCUUGUUCUCAGUGCAGUUCUCAGUGGGAAAAACGUCUUUUUCACAGGCAGCGCUGGUACUGGGAAGUCUUUUCUGUUGAAGAGGAUUGUGGGAUCCCUGCCCCCCAAAAGCACCUAUGCCACAGCCAGCACUGGAGUGGCUGCCUGCCACAUUGGAGGCACCACACUCCAUGCCUUUGCAGGUAUCGGCUCAGGCUCGGCCCCCUUGGAGCAGUGUCUGGAGCUGGCUCUGCGCCCAGGAGUCCUGCAGCACUGGACCAGCUGUCGCCACCUCAUCAUUGACGAGGUCUCCAUGGUGGAGGGGGAAUUCUUUGACAAGCUGGAGGCCAUUGCCAGGUCGAUCAGGAGGUCCAGUGAGCCGUUUGGAGGGAUUCAGCUGAUUGUAUGUGGAGAUUUCCUGCAGCUUCCUCCAGUCACUAAGGGCAAGGAGAAGAUCAAGUUUUGCUUUCAGUCGAGGAGCUGGAGGAAGUGUAUCCAUGUGAACAUGGAGCUAACUGAGGUCCGGAGACAGACAGACAAGACGUUCAUCUCUCUCCUGCAAGCAGUACGGCUGGGCAGGGUCACUGAAGAGGAUACAGCACAGCUGAUGAGAACCACCUACCACAAAAUUGAAAAGGAUGGUAUCCUAGCAACCAGGCUGUGCACACAUAAGGACGACGUGGAACUGACCAAUGAGAAAAAGCUCCAGCAGUUGCCAGGUGAAAGCCGCAUAUUUGAGGCCCUGGACAGUGACCCACAGCUGGUGAAGAUGAUUGAUGCCCAGAGUCCAGUGGGGCGGGUGUUGCAGCUGAAGGUGGGAGCUCAGGUGAUGCUAACAAAGAAUCUGGAAGUGCAGAAGGGCCUGGUGAACGGGGCACGAGGCGUGGUGGUUGGGUUUGAGACUGGGAACAAAGGUUUCCCUCUGGUGCGGUUCCUCUGUGGGGUCACAGAGGUCAUGAAGAUGCAACGCUGGAUGUUCAAAGCUGGCAAUGGAAUCUACCUGAGUCGGCAGCAGCUGCCCCUCAAACUAGCCUGGGCCAUCUCUAUCCACAAGAGCCAGGGCAUGUCCCUGGACUGUGUGGAGAUCUCGCUGUCCCGUGUGUUUGAGAGCGGCCAGGCGUAUGUAGCUCUCUCUCGAGCACGCAGUUUGCAGGGGCUCCGGGUCAUGGACUUCGACCCCAAGGUUGUGAGAGCCAACCCUGAGGUGCUGCAGUUCUACAGCAAGCUGAGGAAGGAGCGCCUCCUCCUGCAGGCCUCGAUGGAAAUGUACGUGGGGAGAGGGAACAAGGAAAAUGAGCCUCUUUAGAGAUAACUGGACUGCCUACCUUCCAAAAACUUUUUAAACAAGGAAUGAUGUCUUUACACUAUGUAUAAAUGUACA